AUGAGUCUUCGAACGCCGUACCCGGCAAGUACGAGUGCGGGGAGUCCCGUUCCGUCGACGCCCUACGCCAGUUCUGCAGUCACGCCUGGAUCGGGGAUUCUUGUCAAUGGAGUCAAACGACCACGUACCGCCGUCGACGAGAAGUUCGUGAGUCAGGCGGGGUCGCUAUCAGCUCAAUUCACGCUUCUACUGGGAGAAGAUAAGGUCGAUAAAGACGCACUGCGGCGCGAACGGACAAGGUUAUUGAAUGUAUUGGAGGAGCGGAAGAGUGAGGUCGACUAUGUCGCAAGACGGUUACGGCUUGAACGAGAUUUGGGACGGGGAGUUGGACAAGUAACGGAGGACAAUGUGCAGCUACUGGCUAAGUCCUUUGGAUAUGAUACAUACCUCGACCCAACAUCGGAUAAACGCACCCUUUCCUUUGGUGGAGCGACGAUGAUUAUCGAUAUCGAUUUCAUCCCACCGCAUAACAUGAUCACGAGAGCUGAGUUGACGAUGGUCACGCCUAACCCACUCUUUCCCGCCCCGAAUCCCGCUGGAGACAAGAUUCUGUUGGAUGCGCUGAAGGAGAAGGAAUUGGGCAGUUUUGCGAGGAAUUUGGGGGUGUUGGCGAGGCUGGAUAAGGUUUGUACGGAGGGUGGGUGUGAUGCGUUUGACAUCGUCUCUAAACUGCACGAAGGCCUGAAGGAGAAGACUGGUCGCGAAUCACGAGAAGGAACGGUGGGCAAAGUGAGAGCGAACGGGAACGGGUUACUGGGUCUGGGCAUCACCUACUGGAGCGAGAAGUUUCGUGGAAGGUACUGGGCCCUCUCCAUUGGCGUAACAGCAAGAUCGAAACCGGAACCUGAGGUGCAGGAGGACACAAUGCAAACUGAUAUAGCUGCUGAGACAAGCGGUCUGCCGACUGGAAUGGUCUACGAAGCGCGCCUGUUCCCGCCUAUACCACUGUCCCUCCCACAACUCCGUGUACUCGAUGAAUCCGGACACAGCACAUCGACUACACCGUUCUCCACGUCCUCUUCCCCUUCCAGCAGACGAAGACGACUUACCCUACCAGGUGGCGCGGAGGGAGUUUGGCACGAAUACAAUGUGAUGAGGGAAGAGCGCGAGUGGAAAAUACUCGAUGCUGUCACGUUCGCGGAUGUGGAAGGGUUAGAGAUGGUUGUGCGGGUAUUGAGGGAAGGUGCUGGAGUGGACAACCUAUUAACCACCCCAACAGUCACUGGUGUUGAAGCGAAGGCAAGCGGAGAGGAGGCAACGAUGGUCGAGGUCACGGUCUCGACGGAUCCAUUGACCUACACUAUCUCCACCCCAUUCGCGACGAUCGAAGUCCUCGCCAGCGCUUCGGGGAGCGUACAGCGCAUCCUUGUCGGCGGUGCUGAACAAUCAGAGGAGAUAAAGGAGCGGGUGAGAAAAGUUCUGGCGGCGACGGAAGAUUUGGGGAUCUUGGUGGAGUGGGUACGGCGGAAUAUUGGGACGGGCGUGGGCGGGGGAGAAACUGAAGGGGAUGGGGAGAGGGAGGGGAAAAGGAGGAAGAUUACGGGGUGGUGGUAG
Molecule: messenger RNA, 1554 nt
Organism: Saitoella complicata NRRL Y-17804
Lineage: Eukaryota; Fungi; Ascomycota; Saitoellomycetes; Saitoellales; Saitoellaceae
Exons: 1
Coding region: 1-1554 (517 amino acids)
Biological process (GO): regulation of transcription by RNA polymerase II
Cellular component (GO): mediator complex
Molecular function (GO): transcription coregulator activity
Source: RefSeq, a predicted model, not a curated record